GUACGCUAUUCCUGCUGGAAGUUUCGCCUUUCUAAGCUUGCAAAGUUGGACGCUGCUAACGUCAGGAAAGGCCUCAGACAGCCGACACUGACUCAGAUCCCAGCGAAAACUCAUUCGGGCAGGGAGGCAAGCUGGUAGAAACAAGCAUCGUUCGCGCACAAGCGCCUGAAGGGAGAUUACGGUUGGUUCAUUGCAGCCGAUCGACAGAACUAUACAUAUGCAUGUGAGAGAAACGAAGACACACGACAACAACCCCCUCAUAGACAGACAGACGCUCACUUAAUGGCCUCCUUCCCCUCCCACCAUACAGACCACACACCAUCAACAAUCCCUUACAGCACACCGACACCAUGAGUGGCCAAUCACACAGACAGCACAUUUCCUCCUUCCCUCAAAACCAAAGCGCACAGUCAGCCAGGCAAUGAGUGAAGAGCCCCCGGCCACACACAUCAAUGUGUGACACACACAGCCGCCCCCACUCAUUUGUGUGUGUGUGCACUCUCUCCUACUCUAUGCUGAUCAAACGCAGCUGAACGUAGGGGGGAUCAUACAAGUCGGGCACUUUGAUCUGCCUCACCUCCCCCUCUCUCAUCGACAUCAAUGCUUCACGCUCCCACUCAUUCAGAUCAGACACACUGAACACCGCCCCAAGGAAAUCGAGUGCUGUGUCCUGGCCCACGAAUGCAUCACACCACACAACCCAGUCGAUUUUGACGGUGUCGUUGAGUGUGGGCGUCCUGCCGGUGCCCUCCUGCACCACUCGAUGGCGGGCACCGGAUGGGUAGCGAAUGAACGUGGCGUCGCUGCUGCUGGCUGCUGACGACGAGCCCUCCUCCUGCUGACAGUGUGGCGCCGUCGCCAUUGGUCACACCCACACUGGCAACGAGAAAACAUACUUUCACGAUUCAGCCAUUUGUGUGUGUUGGCCCCAUCCUGCUUGUGGUGAGGCCUACGUGAGCUGUCUGAGGUCGUCUUUGAUGUCGGCCGCCAGUCUGAUGUCGCCGUAGUGCUCCGGACGGAUGGCCAUCUGCUGCCCUUUGGCCGGGCGGCAGAAGCGCCACAACCACCCGGUGUUGCGGCCCCAAAAGAGACCAACCAGCCGAUCACUCACUGCGACAAGAGGCUGCUGAUGAUGUGACUGCAUACACACCCAGAGGACAGAGCGUGAGGGAGGACAGAGAGAUCCCAUCACUGCAUCGAUGACUUUGUCUGUUCUACAUGUCAUCCGUCGUUUCCCUGUGACCUCCUUUGAGGCGCUUGUUUACGUCAGCUUGCCUCCUUGCCUGAGCAUCGACAGCACACGAGCAGACACACAAAGAAUGGAUUUUCUGCCGAGCUCUGGGCCAGUGUCGGCUGUCUGAGGCCUUUCCUGACCCACGGGAUCCGAAAAUGAUGGAGGAGAGGGAGGAAGCUUCGCUGGG
Molecule: messenger RNA, 1421 nt
Organism: Vitrella brassicaformis
Lineage: Eukaryota; Vitrellaceae
Source: the annotation of a GenBank genome assembly